UUUCUCUUUAGAUUAGAAUUGUUGUUUCUGUUGUUUUUUUUGGUGUUGACAGACUAUGACAAAGAAAGCUGUAGGUAUCGACUUGGGAACGACUUAUUCUUGUGUGGGAGUAUGGAUGAAUGAGCGAGUGGAAAUCAUUCCUAACGACCAGGGAAACAGAACCACUCCUUCUUAUGUCGCUUUCACGGACGAGGAGCGACUGAUUGGAGACGCUGCAAAGAAUCAAGUCGCUCUUAACCCACAGAACACUGUCUUUGACGCGAAACGCCUUAUUGGUCGCAAGUUUUCUGAUUCCUCAGUGCAAGCAGAUAUGAAACACUGGCCUUUCAAAGUGAUCGCGAAGGACGGAGAUAAGCCCUUCAUUCAAGUAAAUUACAAAGGGGAGACGAAGACCUUUGCUCCAGAGGAGAUUUCUGCAAUGGUUCUUCAAAAGAUGAAGGAAACCGCCGAGGCAUAUCUGGGGGCAACAGUAACCGAAGCAGUUGUCACAGUACCUGCAUACUUUAAUGACUCCCAGAGACAGGCAACCAAGGAUGCGGGUGCGAUUGCAGGCUUGAACGUACUUCGAAUCAUCAAUGAACCCACUGCAGCAGCUAUUGCAUAUGGAUUGGACAAGGAGGCCAAAGGUGAACGUCAUGUGCUCAUUUUUGACUUGGGUGGUGGCACAUUUGACGUUUCUCUUUUAUCUAUUGAUGAAGGUGUCUUUGAAGUAAAGGCAACUGCUGGAGAUACUCACUUGGGAGGAGAAGAUUUUGAUAACAGGCUGGUUGACUAUCUGGCAAAAGAGUUCAAACGAAAAUAUAACAAGGAUAUCACAUCCAAUCACCGCGCUAUGAGAAGGCUUCGUACAGCUUGUGAGAGAGCUAAAAGAACCCUCUCAAGUGCAACCCAAACAACUAUUGAAGUGGAUUCUCUCUACGAAGGCAUUGACUUUUACACCAGUAUUACGAGAGCCAAGUUUGAAGACUUGUGUAUGGAUUUGUUCCGCAAGUGCAUAGAUCCCGUCGAGAGAGUUAUUAAGGACUCUGGAUUAUCCAAGAGUCAAAUUCAUGAUGUUGUUUUGGUAGGAGGUUCGACUCGAAUUCCAAAAGUUCAACAACUUUUGCAAGACUUUUUCAAUGGCAAGGAGCUUUGCAAGAGUAUUAAUCCAGAUGAAGCAGUUGCGUAUGGUGCAGCAGUACAGGCAGCAAUCUUGACAGGAGAUGCAAGUGAGAAGACAAAGGAUCUCUUGCUACUUGAUGUCACACCUUUGAGUCUUGGUAUUGAGACUGCAGGCGGUGUAAUGACCAAGUUAAUCGAAAGAAAUACUACUAUUCCCACGAGAAAAUCGCAAAUAUUUACUACCUAUGCAGACAAUCAACCUGCAGUUACUAUUCAAGUGUAUGAAGGAGAACGUGCUAUGACAAAGGACAAUAACUUGUUGGGACGAUUUGACUUGACAGGAAUACCGCCAAUGCCACGGGGAGUACCUCAAAUUGAGGUUACGUUUGAUAUUGAUGCCAAUGGUAUCUUGAAUGUCAGUGCAGUAGAGAAGAGUACCAAUAAGAGCAAUAAGAUUACUAUUACAAAUGAAAAAGGACGUUUAUCGCAAGAGGAAAUUGAACGUAUGGUUAAGGAAGCGGAACAGUACAAGGCGGAAGAUGAGAAGCAGAAAGUUCGCAUCGAAGCGAAGAAUAGUCUUGAACAAUAUGCGUAUAAUCUGAGAAAUACUAUGCAAGAAGAUAAUGUAAAGAAGACGUUAUCUGAGAGUGACCGUGAGACUUUGGAAUCCAAAGUGAAGGAAACUUUAGAAUGGAUUGAUACGCACAUGGAUUCAUCAAAAGAAGAGUUUGAAGCAAAGCAGAAAGAAUUGGAGCAAGUUGCUAUGCCUAUUAUGUCUAAGCUAUAUCAGGGUGCAGAGGGAGCUGCCGGUGCUGCUGGAGCUGCAGCAGGGGGAUUUGGUGGUGCUGCAGGUGGUGGAGCAAGCGGAGGAGAUGGUUCCUCAUCUGGUCCCAAAGUUGAAGAAGUUGACUAAGAUUGAUAAUGGUUCUCUCGUAUUUUCACAAAAGUAACGAUAUGAAAUUUUUCUCUCUCCCCUAUUGCCUAAUGUAACAAAUAUUUGCUUUUGCUUGCAAUAAAAGUUUUCUUAUAUUAGCUAUUUG
Galdieria sulphuraria is the source of this 2141-nucleotide messenger RNA. RefSeq names its product molecular chaperone DnaK. Bases 56 to 2014 code for a protein of 652 amino acids. The record is from RefSeq and is a predicted model, not a curated record. Gene Ontology annotation, biological process: protein refolding; cellular response to unfolded protein. Gene Ontology annotation, cellular component: cytoplasm. NCBI's taxonomy places the organism in Eukaryota, Rhodophyta, Bangiophyceae, Galdieriales, Galdieriaceae. The transcript has a single exon. Gene Ontology annotation, molecular function: heat shock protein binding; ATP binding; ATP hydrolysis activity.